Orbicella faveolata is the source of this 3292-nucleotide messenger RNA. RefSeq names its product neuropeptide Y receptor type 6-like. Gene Ontology annotation, molecular function: G protein-coupled receptor activity. NCBI's taxonomy places the organism in Eukaryota, Metazoa, Cnidaria, Anthozoa, Scleractinia, Merulinidae. Gene Ontology annotation, biological process: G protein-coupled receptor signaling pathway. Gene Ontology annotation, cellular component: plasma membrane. The record is from RefSeq and is a predicted model, not a curated record.
UUAUUCAUUGUAUUUUCAAAGAAUCAAUGCGAGAAAGGAGUCUAAAAAAAUAAGCUUAGUAUAUGUAGUUUUUAAUUUUGUCGUUCUCCAUUCGUCACUUAUCAGUCCAUCGGGCCGGCUGGCGCAGAGGGCAGCAAGUCAAAGCGAGCAAAGCUCAAAGUCCUUUAGCGUUUUCGUAAUAAACUAUCAUUUUGAGGAUUAACCCUUCGAUUUAAAGGAAAUUUUAAACAUCAAGGGCUAUUUUUCAUGAUGCACAAAAAAUUAAGAAAGAAAAAUAAUUUUUGAGUUUUGUUUUCCCACGAAGAUAAACAUUUAUAUUAUUCGGUGGCCGUGGCAACUCGGAAGCGUAAGGUUGACAUGUGCGCUUGUCCGGCUAUUCAUCAAUGUUUACCUUACAACUGGCUUAUGACAGUGGUUGUAACUAAGGUUUGUUCUCAGUGAUCACGAUCUCGUAAGGUCAAUUAUAUGAACUGCGCACAAACCUUUUCUUAGUGUGGGGAAGCUUUCUAGACUGAUUACUAGAUGCCUGUUGAUAAAUCCGAAUUAGAUCGACUUUCAGUUGAAAAAGAUGUCAUUUGAUUUUUCACUAUCUUUUCAUUUCCAUUUGGACAACCGUAAUUAAAAGCACCCUGAAACCGAGGGAACAAAAUCGACAAAAACAGACCUGGAGGUGUGAAAGAUCAAACAGUCCGCACAGGGAACAUAUUCACUCGUUUUUGAACUCUUGUUGGUCACAGAAACGUGUUUCAGUUGGUUGACCGGUAUGAACGUGGAAAAGGUGUUUGUACCCUGAGUUGUACCCUCUUUAAACUUCUAAUAACUAAACUACUUUUUGCCAUGGCCAUGCUUAUUAAAUAAAAAACACAAUUUGAAAUAAUAUGUUUUGUCACUCUAUCAGCACUAGCUCAUGUAAAAGUCUGAUUUCAUCAUGUUCAUCACGUAAUUGUUAAUUCGUAUGCAACACACUUGUCUCGUCGAGCGUCUAAAUAAACAAAUAGCAAAUUUAAUGUUCUUGACCAGCUUUUCCGGUGAAGUUAUUAAAUUUUGAUAAGAUCCAAAGUAGCUUUCUUACGCCUAAGGUGCCAAAACGAAUUUCCCCUCGGAAACUUUCGACGGCUCGCAAGAGUAUUCAUUUAAAAGACGGCAAAUUAUAAAUUAGAGAAAGCAAUUUUCGUACAUACCGUACCCUUUUUCCUUAAUUGAUCGCCUUCGAUUAGGUGAAGGUAGCCAUUGAUUACACUCCAUUGGGUAUUGAAGUAAUUUAUCGAAAAUAACACUACUGCCUAAUGAUGCUAUUUUCAUUUACUUCGUUUCAGAGACUAAAUAAGUUAAAAGCCACAAGAGAGCUAAGGACUUGAAAGACAAUCAUGAACAACACUACAGCAGACGAAGGGUUUCUCUUCGACGAACAUGUUGCGGUUCGCAUUGUGCGGCUUGUCUUGUACCCUGUGACUUUUCUUAUCGGAGUCAUUGGCAAUUUAACAGUCUGUACAAUAAUCUUGGGUACAAAGAACAAAACAUUCCGUUCGGCCAAAGGAUAUUUCAUACUAAACCUCGCCUUGUCCGAUUUGAUGGUUCUUUUUCUAUUUCUUCCGUUCGACCUCGCGUACUUAGAGAAUCGCUCCAUAUGGCCCUUUGGGUUUGUUCCUUGUAAGCUUAUCAACGUUCUGAGUUCUCUUUCCGUGACAGUCUCAGGAUCGAUGUUGAUCUGCAUCGGCUACGAGCGGUACAAGGCGAUUGUGAACACGCUGACGAGCCGUUUGAGCAAACGAAAGGCUCUUGUGAUGGUCGUAUUUAGCUGGGUUUAUUCAUGUGUGUUGCAAGUACCAUUCGUGUUCGCUUUGACCGUGGAACCCAGUGGAAGGUGCUUGAUUGACAUAGCCUGGUGGCCCAACCAGCUCUCGUUCAAUCUGACCUACAUCAUGGCGCUGAUCGUCCCACAGUUCGUAAUCCCGGCGCUUUGUAUCAUUCUCUUUUACGUCGGAAUUGUCUCUCAUCUGCGAAAAGCUCACAAAUUGAACUCCAGGCGAGGGAUCUACACCAGCGUGGAUGUGGCCGAAAAACGCGAGAAGCAAAACCGAAAAACAACAAAGUUACUGACCGGCCUGGUUUUGGUAUACGCGAUUUGCAUCUUACCAGGAAAAGUGAUAAUUUUGAGUAUCAUGGUGAAACCAGCCUUGUUAUCAUCGCACUUCACUCGACAGUUGUACGAGUUUGCAAGACUUCUAACCACUGCAAACAGCUGCUUCAAUCCGAUUCUCUACACAACGUUAAGUCACAGUUUCAGGGAGGACUUAAGGAGGUUGUUUUCUAGGAACUCAGAUAAAAAUACGAACAAGUUUCUGCAGUCUUUGCGUGAAACACCUCAAAUGGUAAGAAGGAAGACUGUACGUGGGACAACAGUCCGGCUGGAAAGCGUUCACAGUGAACGAGAGGACGAAGUCUGACUUCGCAGUCAAGAUACAAAAAUCUCCACUGGUCUCCAUAUAUUUCUUAUAUUAAAGGUUGGGAGAAUUUUUGACUAUCAUGACAAUUUCCCAUCGGUGACCACCGACUAAAUUCUCAUUACAUGUGCUAUUGAUUUAAGUAUAGACUUCACAAGGAGAAAUUUGGUGUCGAUCAUGAUCACAGCUAAUUCUUUUAAGGCACGUUUCAUAUUUACUUCGAGCAGUUCGAGGCUAAGUGCACAGGAAGGAGGAUUUACAUAUUCUCUGUAAUUAAGGCUUACAUUUAUCGCACUUCAGUCGUGUCGAAGGUAAUUCAAGCCGCAGAAAUCUCACGGUUAUUAGUUGAUUCCACUAUGUUGCAAUAAACUAAUACACUAUCUGGGUAGUAAUCAGUACUUUUCUGUUUGUUUAGGCAUUUCCUAUUGGAUUAAUUUACUGCGAUUUCCGCGAGUUUUACGGGAAUGAAUUACAUUCGACACGAUUUAAUUCCGACGUGUAUAUUGUGCCUGAGUGGAUUAUAGUAUCUGUUAAAAAAACAAAACAAAAAAGGUAACUAACAAAUAAAUUUAAAAUUUUGCCAUUAUUUAAUUCACCUGAGUCAAGUUAGCGGCUAAUUGUCGAAGGAGUGGAUAUAACAAAACAAUAGAUAAAUACAGUCGCAUCUCUCCACAACGGCCACCUUAGGGACAGAGGAAAGUGGGCGUCGUAGAGAGGUGGCCGUUAUGGGGAGGUAGGAGUGUAACAUACCACAGGGUUCGUACACUUUCUUGUGGACAGAAUUAAAGACUUUUUCCAGACUUUUUCCAGACUUUUUCCAGACCACUUUUUUUAUUUUCCAGACUCAA